This is a messenger RNA of Phlebotomus argentipes, 2884 nucleotides long. Its product is annotated as helicase POLQ-like. Gene Ontology annotation, molecular function: nucleic acid binding; ATP binding. The transcript is spliced from 7 exons. Lineage: Eukaryota; Metazoa; Arthropoda; Insecta; Diptera; Psychodidae. The record is from RefSeq and is a predicted model, not a curated record. Bases 13 to 2742 code for a protein of 909 amino acids.
ACCACACAUUGAAUGGAGAUAACAAAUGAUAUUAUUGUUUUUUUACGUGAUUUUGUGCAAUUGAUUAUGGAUUUUCGGUUUAAGACACCAAAUGCAAGCUCAGGGUCUUCAAAAUUAAAUGCUCAGAUUAUUGGACAGGAAAUUGACGAGUCCUCGGCAAAGAAAUUGAAGAUCCACGAUGAAAGUCUACUUGAAGAUAUUCGAUUGCUCGAAGAAUUAGAGUUUAGCUUCCUCAAUGACGAUGACAAGUUGAUACCGAGUGAUGCGAAGAAGAACCACCACGAAGAGACGAAUUUAAAUCAGCUCUUUGAUGACACGUUCCCCUUCCCAGCGCUGGAACCCAACAAGGAAGUGUUUUUCGGGCUGCCCAUGAAGGUGAAGGAUUUGUUUCAAGAGAUUAAAGGCAUCAACGAGCUUUACGAUUGGCAGAUCGAUUGCCUGAAUCUACCAGCCAUUCAAAUGCGAGAGAACCUCAUUUACACAUUGCCCACGAGCAGUGGUAAGACUCUCGUGGCCGAAAUCCUGAUCCUGAAGGAGUUACUGUGUCACAAGCGGAACGUGCUUUUCAUCUUGCCAUAUGUCGCGGUGGUGAAGGAAAAGAUAUCUUCUCUAGCGCCCUUCGCGAUCGAGUUGGAUUUCCUGGUUGAGGAAUAUGCCGGCCGGAAUGGUGAGUGUCCGCCAAGGCAGAGACGCAAGAAGAAAUCCAUUUAUAUUGCUACGAUCGAGAAGAGCCUCUGCGUGAUUAACAGUCUCAUCGAGGCUGGGCGCCUUGGGGAAAUUGGGCUGGUGGUUAUUGACGAAUUGCACUUGAUUGGCGAGAAAGAUCGCGGGACGAGGCUGGAAACAGCCAUCACAAAGAUUAAAUACAUGAAUUUGGGAAUUCAGAUUGUGGGCAUGAGCGCGACAAUCGGAAAUAUCACGGAGAUCGAGAAGUUCAUGGAGGCGAGCACCUUCGCCGGAAACUUCCGUCCUGUGAAACUCACGGAAUACAUGAAGUGCGACAAAGAUAUUUACAAGGUGGAUCCCAGCGAUCCGGAGAUGUUUGUGCCAUUCAGAGUGAUUGAUUCCGACUACGAUGAGCAGAAGUUGAAGAUUGAUCCUGAUCACCUGGGAAAAUUGGUGAUGGAAGUCUCUCCGCAGGAUGGAGUGCUAAUUUUCUGUCCCACUCGCCAGAAUUGUGAAAAUGUGGCACGUCUUCUUACAAACGUGAUAUCAAAGGACUUUCUUGAGGAUCACAAGCAAGAGAAAAAGAAGCUGCUUGAUAACAUGAAGACAUACUUUGAGUAUAUAUGUCCCAUUCUACAGCGAACCAUUCCUUAUGGCAUAGCUUAUCAUCAUUCAGGACUCGUGGCAGAAGAAAGGCGUUUUCUGGAGGAAGCCUUCCUCGCAGGCACGCUUUGUGUGAUUUGUUGCACGUCCACCUUGGCAGUGGGUGUGAAUUUACCGGCAAGAAGAGUUAUUCUGCGAUCUCCAUACAUUGGACGGGACUUUCUCACGAAGAGUCGAUACAAGCAAAUGGUUGGAAGGGCAGGACGCGUCGGAAUGAGUUCCGGCGAGGGUGACAGUAUUAUCAUUCUCAAGGCUCGUGACAAAUCUCUUGCGCACGAUCUUUUCCAUGCUCCCAUGGACAAUGCAAAAUCUUCGAUGCAUCUGUGUGAGUUUCGCGGUCUCAGCAAUCUCAUCCUGAGUGCGAUCAGCCUCGGCAUGGCCACGACAUGCCGUGAACUAAAAGCAUUAGCCUCGAUGACUCUCCUGAACGUUCAGGCCAAUGAAUUUAAUGUGAUGAUGUCUACUGAAGUGGAGAAGAUCGUCAAGAAAUUCUACAAGCUUAAGGCACUCUGGAUCAAACAAGAAACCGUUCCUCUUGAUUGCACCAUCAAGAUAGUUACCACACAGCAGGUUCAAAUUGGCAAUUCUCCGGUGCAGAGGAGACAAAUUGUGAUAAAAAAUUCCUCUCAGUUGGAGAUCAGCAACGUGGGUAAAGCCGCUGUGGCUGCUUGUAUCGAUCUUCACGAAGCUGAGAAGCUGUACGCAGAACUGAAGAAAGUUCAAAUGGGUCUUGUCUUGGUAGACUAUUUGCACCUUCUCUACAUUGUCACGCCAUCCGACUUGGACAUUCAAAUGGAUCCAAUGAUUUUCUGUGAUGAGUAUCUGAAAUUGAGCCCUGAUCAAGUCCAUACCGCCCACACUAUUGGAAUCACUGAGGGUAUGGUGAUGGGUAUAAGAUGUGGCAAGAAGUAUAAUGAGGAUAAAAUGAGAACGGUUCAACGAUUCUACGUGACGCUUAUCAUUCAGGCCUUAUGGAAUUUGGAGGAAAUCUACAGAGUGGCUCUCAGAUUCAAGGUUACUAGAGGCAUAGUGCAAUCUCUAAUGGGUCAAACAGCUUCCAAUGCGGGUUGCAUUACGCGCUUCUGUGAGCAAAUGAGUGAAUUCUGGGCUCUGGCAUCGAUUCUCUCUGUGAUGGUUGAGAAAUUGAGAUACUGUUGCUCACCAGAACUGAUUCCUCUCAUGGAACUUCCUUCGGUGCAACUUAUGAGAGCAAAACAACUAUAUGCUGCAGGAUAUAAAACUCUUGAACUGAUUGCUCAGGCCAAACCUCAGGAUUUAGUGCAAAAUAUUUACCAUAUGAGUUACAAGGCGGCAAGAGAAAUCGUCUCAGCGGCGACGGUAAUGCUGUUGGAGAAGAAGGAUAACUUGCUACACGAGUUGGAUGAUUUGAAAAUUGUUUUAAAUGGCAAAUGAAUUACGGGAAAAACAUAUGAAUAAUUGUAUAUCUAAUAAUUUAAAAACCAAUUGAAUUGAAACUGUUUAUACAUAUAUAGAUCUCUAAAUUUUAAAUUCGAUAAUUGUUUUAUAAUUAUAUAUUUUUCAGCAGAUACAAUUA